Diorhabda sublineata is the source of this 597-nucleotide messenger RNA. RefSeq names its product mitochondrial inner membrane protease subunit 2. Gene Ontology annotation, biological process: mitochondrial respiratory chain complex assembly. Bases 70 to 597 code for a protein of 175 amino acids. The transcript has 2 exons. Gene Ontology annotation, molecular function: serine-type endopeptidase activity. The record is from RefSeq and is a predicted model, not a curated record. Gene Ontology annotation, cellular component: membrane; mitochondrial inner membrane peptidase complex. Lineage: Eukaryota; Metazoa; Arthropoda; Insecta; Coleoptera; Chrysomelidae.
AGUAUAAGCAUAAACAAAUGUCAUCCUUAAGCUUAUCAAAAUUUGAGGUUAUCUUGUAAAAAACAAUAAAUGAAAAUUCCAAAUUUUUUAAAAAGUGUUUUAUAUGGAAUUCCAGUGGGUAUUACAAUUGUAGAUACCUUUGGUUAUAUAGCUAGAGUGGAUGGAAUUUCCAUGCAACCAGCAUUAAAUCCUGAUAAGAAUAAAAGAGAUUAUGUAUAUUUAAAUAGGUGGGCAGUUAAAGGAUAUGAAAUCGAACGUGGAGAUAUUAUCUCGUUAAUAUCACCUAAAGAUCCUUCUCAAAAGAUUAUUAAAAGGGUAAUAGGAUUAGAAGGUGAUGUAAUAGCAACAUUGCGAUACAAAAAGGAUAUUGUCCGAAUCCCAGAAGGACAUUGUUGGAUAGAAGGUGACCAUACAGGUCACUCUAUGGACUCAAAUAAUUUCGGUCCAGUAUCUCUAGGUCUUAUUACUGCUAAAGCAACUUGUAUAGUGUGGCCUCCUUCAAGGUGGCAGUUUAUUGAGCCCUUAAUUCCCGAAUCUAGGAAACCUUUAAAUUUGAAACGUUCCAUAAGUAAAAGGAGUAUUAUAGGAAUUGUUUAG